AUGUCUUUGCAAUCCACUCCUAACUCUAGAAGAAGAUAUGGAACUGAGGCAAGUUCUCCUAUGCCAUAUGGAACUCCAAGAUCAUUGAUAUCUGGUGAUAGAACUCCAGGGACACCAUAUAGACAGAGACCAGAUCUAGGUAGUAGUAAUAGAAGUAGGGUGCUAACUUUACAUGAUGGCAAUCAGGAUGAAAAUCAAAAUGUUAUGUCUCCAUCUGCUACCUCAGAUAUUAGUAUUUUAGAUAAUGCAGCAGGUAAAAUGGUUAUAUGGGGCACUGAUAUUAGUAUAAAUGAGGCUCAAAUGAAAUUUAAAAAUUUUUUAAUGACAUUUACCCUCCAAAGAAAAUUUGAUGAUUUAGAUGAUACUCUUAAUGAAGAUGACAUUCAAACACCUUAUUAUUUACAAAAAAUUGAGGAAAUAAGCAUAUUGGAAGAUCCCUUUUUGGAUAUAAAUUGCCUGCAUAUUAAAAGCUUCGAUAGCGAACUAUAUAGACAGCUGAUAUGUUACCCGACAGAGAUAAUUUCUGCUUUCGACAUUGCGACUAAUGAAAUAUUUUUCGACAAAUACAUGGAUACCGUUCUGAAACAUCAGAUUCAAGUUCGUUUUUACAAUGCCCAGCGAACUUUCAACAUGAGACAAUUGAAUCCCGAAGACAUAGACAAGCUUAUAACAGUUAAUGGAUUAGUUAUACGCGUUUCCGGAAUAAUACCAGAGAUGUAUCAUGCCUUUUUCAAAUGUACCAUAUGCGAAAGAACCAUGGGUGUAGAUUUGGACCGGGGUAAAAUAAGCGAGCCUACAUUGUGCGACAAAUGCAAAAGCAACCAUUCUUUCACUCUAGUGCACAAUAGGUCUAAGUUUUCGGAUAAGCAAUACGUUAAGCUACAAGAAGCCCCAGAUGAUACGGGCUCUGGACACACUCCCCAAUCGUUGACUUGUUGGGUAUACUCGGAUUUGGUAGAUAGUUGCGAGCCAGGAGAUAGAGUGUCAGUUACCGGUAUUUUUAGGGCUAAGCCUUCUAGGAUCAACCCAAGAAAUCGGACAAUAAGAGCCAUAUACUGCACUCAUCUUGACCUGCUACAUGUGAGAAAAAUCACCAGACCUUCUGCAUUAGUAGAGGAUAACGCCGAUAAUAUGGAUAAGGAGGAAGAAAAUAAAAGAAAUAAUAAAAACGGCUGGGCCGAUGAUAAAUUCGAUGCUAUGGAACGUUUGUCUCAGAACCCCAGGCUAUACGAUAUUUUAGCUGACUCCUUAGCGCCAUCCAUUUACGAGAACGCCGAUAUCAAAAAGGGUAUUUUGCUUCAACUCUUUGGGGGUACUAAAAAAGACUUUAAGGGCAUAGGAAAAGGAAAUUGCAGGAGCGAGAUUCACAUACUGCUAUGUGGUGAUCCUGGCACUUCUAAAUCUCAAUUGCUGCGGUACGUAUAUGGCUUGGUAGACAGGAGCCAAUUUUCGUCUGGGAGGGGAUCAACUGCAGUGGGAUUAACGGCUUCCAUAAGCCGAGAUGUGGAUACUAAUCACACCGUUCUUCAAACUGGAGCGUUGGUUUUAAGUGACAAGGGUAUAUGUUGCAUAGACGAAUUCGAUAAAAUGAAUGACAGCACACGUGCAGUGCUUCAUGAAGUCAUGGAACAACAAACACUGUCAAUAGCCAAAGCAGGCAUCAUAUGUCAGUUAAAUGCUCGGACUUGCAUUUUAGCGGCCGCUAACCCAAUCGAUUCCCAAUGGAACACGAAAAAAACUAUUAUAGAAAAUAUUAAAUUACCUCAUACUUUGUUAUCCAGAUUUGAUCUAAUCUAUUUGAUACUGGAUUACCAGUCAGAAGUUUUCGAUAGAAAAUUAGCUAAUCAUUUGAUAUCACUGUAUUACGACGGAAAUUACACUAAUACCAAUGGAAGUUCUAAUAGCAAUUCCACUGGAAAUGAAUCUAAUGCUGAAAUUAUUGAUCAAAAGUUAUUGAAAGAUUACAUCAAAUAUGCUAAAGAGAAUGUUCAUCCCAAGCUUAGCCCGAUAGCUCAACAGACCCUUAUAAACGCUUAUACCAAUAUGAGAAAGAUCGGAAGCACCAAGGGUUUUAUUUCGGCUUACCCUAGGCAAUUGGAAUCUCUUAUCAGGCUUUCUGAAGCUCACGCCAAAAUGAGAUGGUCUCCAUUCGUAGAAUUAAAAGAUGUGGCAGAGGCUGAGAGAUUAUACAAGGACGCCUUAAAGCAAACUAUAACUGACCCUAGUACCGGCUUGAUAGACAUGAGCAUUUUAACUACUGGCCAAAGUUCUGAGACCCGUAAAAAGUAUGGGGAAUUACUGGAAGCUUUGAAAAGAUUGUUAGAAAGCAAAGGAAAGAGUGUAACCAUGCCCACAUUUAAACUUUUCCAGGAAUUCAAAGAGAAUUCCGAUAUUUUGAUAUCGAGAGAAAUGUUCGAAAAAGGUUUAAAGGAUCUGCAAGAAGAACAUUAUUUAGUCAUCACUGGAAAAAAUAUAAAAACUGGUUUGAAAUGA
Molecule: messenger RNA, 2493 nt
Organism: Gordionus sp. m RMFG-2023
Lineage: Eukaryota; Metazoa; Nematomorpha; Gordioida; Chordodea; Parachordodidae
Product: DNA replication licensing factor MCM4-like
Exons: 16
Coding region: 1-2493 (830 amino acids)
Biological process (GO): DNA replication; mitotic DNA replication initiation; double-strand break repair via break-induced replication
Cellular component (GO): nucleus; MCM complex
Molecular function (GO): ATP binding; single-stranded DNA helicase activity; single-stranded DNA binding
Source: RefSeq, a predicted model, not a curated record